Messenger RNA from Parathielavia appendiculata, 306 nucleotides. RefSeq lists its product as uncharacterized. Bases 1 to 306 code for a protein of 101 amino acids. NCBI's taxonomy places the organism in Eukaryota, Fungi, Ascomycota, Sordariomycetes, Sordariales, Chaetomiaceae. The record is from RefSeq and is a predicted model, not a curated record. The transcript has a single exon.
AUGCCACACCACGAUAUUGCUACACGUGCCUCGGCACUGAUGUUACGGCUUGUUCUUGAGCUGGAUAACAAGACGAUCGAAGCCCUCACUGGCUUGAAGCCCCGUACCGUGGACCUCAUUGCACAACGGGCACUGGAGCGUGGAUUUGAUCCAACGGCCUCCCCCCCCGUUAUCCUUGACGUAUAUGUCCAAGAUGGCCCUCGGUCUGGCCGUCCUCGCAAACAAGAGCAACAUAAAGAUGAGGUCCUUCAGAAGGUACGGGCGAACCGAUACGGCCGGGAGAUGACAUGUGCGUUUAAUAUCUAA